UCGCCAAACUUCCUUCCGCUCUAGGAAGCCGCCUCGUUCGAUUUAACCCUUAGGAGGGCAGGCGUCAAAAAUCUCAGUCUCGCCCAGCUAUCAUCUUUCCUUUGCUUAAAACCCUCCAUUGAGCGCCACGGGGACCUGGUUUGGAGGAAUCUUGAAUAAAGAGAACUAAAGGAAGGGCUUUCAAGGUAUAAAAUAUUCAAAAUCGGUUUCCCGUUGCCAUCUGCGCAGUACUACCAAGAGUUAGCUCAAGUGUUUGUGCUGUUGAAAGUGAGAGCUCCUCUACCGGUGUCACCUUCCACGGCUACUGUUGCUGAAGAGAUGCCCUUCUAGAAUUUCUCUGCCUCUCUCACCCUUUUGAACAAUCAAUUCUCCUCUGCUGAUGUGACGGUUAAUUCUGGAUGACGGUGGAUGCAACUUAGUCCGAUGCCUCCAGCUUUGACCAUUCCGCCUUCGGUGACCCUGCUAGCAGCCGAUUCUCUUUAAGUACAGGAACUGUUUUUGGAGGCGUCCACCAGCAUCCCCGGGGUGGAGACGGCCCAGUUAAUCUGACACAAGGCAGAAGGCCUUGUCCAAGGCGGAUCGUGCCGACGAGCGACAGAAGUGCCACCUCAAUGGGAGAUGGAACACAGGUACAGCCGGCACUUCCUAGCCCAUCUCUUCAUGGUGACACCCCGGGACCUGCCUCUGAAAGACUGAAGCAGGUGGCCUUUGAGGACGUGGCUGUGUAUUUCACUGAGGAGGAAUGGGCCUUGCUUGAUCGGAACCAAAAGGCCUUAUAUUGGGAAGUCAUGGAGGAGAAUUUGGUGACUGUCUUUUCAUUGGAAGGAGGGGAGCAGGAGAGUGAAAAGGGAGGAGAAGCAAGCAAGGCUGCCUUAUUGGAAAGAGUCACGUGGGAAGAGAAGGAAGAGCAGCAAACGACCUCUGAGACAAAAGAGAAGAACGAAGGCUCUACCUCACAGGCUGGUGAAGUCUUUGGAUUCCAAGUCUCAGAAUCAAUAGAUGAAGAAAAGAAAAAAGGUUCCUGCCUAGAUUGUGGUGAAAGUGUCCGUUGUCACAGAAGUCUUGGUCUCCCUGAGGGAGCCCAACAAGAAGAGAAAUCUUUCAAGUGUGCUGAGUGCGGAAAGGCCUUCCGCUUUAGGAAAUCUCUACUUUCCCAUCAAAUAAGCCAUACAGGGGAGAAGCCCUUUAAAUGCUCGGAGUGUGGGAAGAGCUUCAGUCGUUCCUCACCCUUUAAAUGCAUGGAGUGUGGGAAGAGCUUCAGUCGUUCCUCACACUUCAUGAACCACCAAAGGAUCCAUACAGGGGAGAAACCCUUUUCAUGCUUGGAGUGUGGUAAGAGCUUCAGUCAGAGCUCAACUCUGACCUUACACCAAAGGAUCCACACAGGGGAGAAGCCGUUUACAUGUUUGGAGUGUGGAAAGAGCUUCAGUAUCAAGAAAAGCCUCUUGUGUCAUCAGAGAAGCCACACUGGGGAGAAACCCUUCAAAUGCUUAGAGUGUGGGAAAAGCUUCAGUCAGAGGCCACACCUGAAGUCACACCAAAUAAUUCACACUGGAGAGACACCAUUUAAAUGCGUGGAGUGCGGAAUGAGCUUCGGUCGGAGUUCACAACUCAUGUUACACCAAAUCACUCAUACGGAGGAGAACCCCUUUAAAUGUUUGGACUGUGGAAAAAAUUUUCGUCGGAAGAUCCACCUCACUUGUCAUCAAGCUGUUCACACAGGGGAGAAACCAUUUCAAUGCUCUGAGUGUGGAAAGAGAUUCAGUCGUUCCUCGCACCUUACAACUCACAAGCAGAUUCACACUGGAGAGAAACCAUAUAAAUGCUUGGAGUGUGGAAAGAAUUUUGGUCAUCCCUCACACCUUAUAAACCACCAAAGAAUCCACACAGGGGAGAAACCCUUUCCAUGCUUGGAGUGUGGAAAAUGUUUUGCUCGGAAGGAUUACCUCACUUCUCAUCAAAGGACUCACACACGAGAGAAACCCUUUAAAUGCCUGGAGUGUGGGAAAAGCUUCAGCCAAAUGAUACACCUCACGUACCAUCAGAGAACCCACACAGGGGAGAAACCAUUUCAAUGCUUGGAGUGUGGAAAUAGAUUUGUUAGGAAAGAUUAUCUUAUUGCACAUCAAAAAAUCCACAAGAAAAUGGGAGAAAUUAUUUAAUAGUACUCAGUCCAAGGUUUUAUCACAAAAACAGCUAUUUAAAGCAAUUGUUGGGAUUCUGAUUUCUCAAAAUAAUAAUAAAACGUAUAGUUGACAAGAAUCAAGGAUGCUUCAUAAUAAAUAAUUUUUUUGAGAUGAAGUGACCACUAUAUGAAAUAGAAUACAAUCAGACAUAAAUAGGAUCACUAUUUUUGGCACUAGAUAUGAACAAGUUGUGUAAUAGUCUGGAUAAAACCCAUCACUAUUUGUCAAAGGUGAUUUGUGGGAUCAAGAGAGUUACAAAAUGUGAUGUUUAGUGUCGAGGCUUAAUUGAAGAACACUGGAAAGUAAAAUUUCAUAUUCCUCCCCCCCCCAAAAAAAAAACACAUAUGUUUAAACCUUUUUCUUAUCAAUGAUGGGCUGAUACUCAGCGGGCAGAGAAACUAAACAAUGUGUAAACAUGUAGAAUAUCUUCCGCAUUCAGAUUAAAAUGUUUACAUUCUUAGGUGUCAGAAAUACAUUUUCAGUUGUUUUCUCAAAUAAACAAGUCGUCAUCAUCCCAUUUAUCUGUCUCUCCCGUCUCCAACUGC
Molecule: messenger RNA, 2731 nt
Organism: Pogona vitticeps (central bearded dragon)
Lineage: Eukaryota; Metazoa; Chordata; Lepidosauria; Squamata; Agamidae
Source: RefSeq, a predicted model, not a curated record